Molecule: messenger RNA, 1971 nt
Organism: Coniophora puteana RWD-64-598 SS2
Lineage: Eukaryota; Fungi; Basidiomycota; Agaricomycetes; Boletales; Coniophoraceae
Product: Pkinase-domain-containing protein
Exons: 8
Coding region: 87-1739 (550 amino acids)
Biological process (GO): protein phosphorylation
Molecular function (GO): protein serine/threonine kinase activity; ATP binding
Source: RefSeq, a predicted model, not a curated record
GUUGAAAGCAGGCUUUCAGUCCUCUCCUUCAUCACUUUACUUACUAAUAAUUUUACCUCGACCUACCGCUCUCACUCGAACACACUAUGUUGAAGAGUCUCGGCAAGCUCAACAAGAAGGCCUCCUCCGCCACUCUUGGUGCCUCAGACGAGAACCCCCGCUCGACUACUCCUACUCCCAGCAACCCCGGCGGCGUGCCCCGUAGUGGUCUCCUUACCAUCCAUGUCAUAGGCGCUGAAGGUCUUGCUGUGCCAAGCGACAAAUCAGUCCCUGAAGCUGUUCAAGAUGCACUUUCCACGCAGCAAGCCAAAGCUGCUGCAAGCGUGUCGCCCGCCACCGUCUCUCAGAACCGGAAGAAGCACGGAGCAAAGGACAGUGUCCAGCGCGCCCAGUGCUGGUGGCUUCCGUACAUCGUCAUGGAGUUCGACGUCAACCAGAUACUCAUCACACCUUUGGGCGGAGAACUUGAAACGCCCCUGUACAUGUACCAGGCCCAAUUUGAUGUCUCGCGAAGCUCAGAAGUCUCGAUUCAGUGCUACCUCCGUAAGGAGCAGCCAAAGGCUCAGACCGAUGGUCUCGCGGACGACAUGGGUGAUGAUGUGUACCUGGGUGGCUUCACCUUCACGCCAGACUUCGACAACAUUGGUCCUGUUGCUCAAAAUGAGUGGUUCGAUCUCACAGGUGGUCAGGGUAAAAUUCAGAUAGGUAUCAGCCACCAGCCAAGCACUGGUCGCUCAUUAACGAUCGAUGACUUUGAGCUCAUUACCGUGAUUGGGAAGGGCAGCUUUGGCAAGGUCAUGCAAGUACGCAAGCGGGACACGAUGCGUAUAUACGCCCUCAAGACCAUUCGCAAAGCACACAUCGUCGAUCGCAAGGAGAUUACUCAUACACUUGCCGAGCGUCUGGUCCUCGCGCGGAUUAACAACCCGUUCAUCGUGCCCUUGAAGUUUAGUUUCCAGUCGGAGCAGAAACUUUAUCUUGUCCUUGCGUUCGUGAACGGAGGGGAGCUGUUUCAUCACUUACAACGCGAACAGCGCUUCAGCGAGGAGCGUUCUCGGUUCUAUAGCGCCGAGUUGCUACUGGCGCUUGAGCAUCUUCACGAUCUCGAUGUUGUCUAUCGUGAUCUCAAGCCCGAGAACAUUUUGCUCGACUACACUGGACACAUCGCCUUGUGUGACUUCGGCUUAUGCAAGCUGAACAUGAAGGACUCGGACACGACCAACACUUUCUGUGGCACGCCUGAGUACUUGGCGCCCGAGAUCUUGAACGGACAUGGAUACACCAAGGCCAUUGACUGGUGGACCCUUGGCGUUUUGCUAUUCGAGAUGCUUGCUGGUCUUCCGCCAUUCUAUGAUGAGGUAACCGACAAGAUGUACCAGAAGAUCCUGCAAGACCCUCUCGUCUUCGGCCCCGAGAUUAGCGAGCAGGCGCGCUCCAUUCUCACAGGUCUGCUCACUCGCGACCCAACCAAGCGUCUCGGCACCAAUGGCGCGGAGGAGAUCCGCAAGCACCCGUUCUUCGCGGACCAUAUCGACUUCGACAAGCUCCUGCGUAAGAAGAUCCAGCCGCCGUUCAAGCCGAGCGUGUCGAGCCCGGUCGACGUGUCCAACUUCGACACCGUGUUCACUGCGGAGGAGGCGGUGGACAGCUUUGUCGAUGGAAGCCAGUUGUCGCAGACUGUACAGGACCAGUUUGCGGGUUUCUCGUAUGAUGGCUCUUACAUGCCCGUCGAUGCUUAAGGGUUUCUCGGUUUUCUCUUCUAUUUCACACUCCCCCACGUUCGUUUCCCAAACUAAAUCCACAUCAAGCUCUACCUUACCUCACGUUAUAUUACCCACAAGGAUGGAUACGCAUGUCUUAUAAAUAUUAUUACUGGCCUCGUCUCACAGCACCUAUAACUAAACUCACACUCCUUCGUCGUUUACUGUCCUGUUGCUCGUCAUUUGUCUUAGAUAUCCACCCGUUACUCGC